Molecule: messenger RNA, 708 nt
Organism: Penicillium daleae
Lineage: Eukaryota; Fungi; Ascomycota; Eurotiomycetes; Eurotiales; Aspergillaceae
Product: gag-polypeptide of LTR copia-type domain-containing protein
Exons: 1
Coding region: 1-708 (235 amino acids)
Source: RefSeq, a predicted model, not a curated record
AUGAAACUCGUAAGCAAGUUGCUUAACACGUGGGCCUCCGAUAGCAUUAAGAUCGAGAUUGAAGAUUGUCCAGACGCCAGGGAGGCCUAUGAUCUCAUCAAGAAACGAUACGCAGUCACCCAUGAGCGUGCACGCGACAACCCUCUGAAUCAACUGAAUGAACUCAAACUUAAAGACUAUUCAUCCGUGACCGAGUACACCAGCAAAGUGCGCCAGAUCAAAGCCGACCUCAAGACUGUCAAAUAUGAGAUGACUGACGAUAUGUUUGCGACUGCUCUGCUCCACGGCCUUCCUCCCAACUAUCGUGGCUUCAAAGAAAAAUAUGACUGGAUCCGCUCGACCAAACCCGACGAUCCUCCCGACUUAGACUACCUCUAUGAACGCCUGCAUGUCGAAGAGGCCAGACAACUCGCUAAGGAUGCGAACGGCAACAAUAGUAUCUUCAGCGCCACUAGUUACAACAACAGCCAAAAGUUAAAGCAUAACGACAAAAGUCAUUUAAAAUGCACCUAUCCUGAUUGUGGCAAGACCGGUCAUAUCGAAGAAAAUUGCUGGACUAAGAAUCCUGACAAAAUGCCCCGUUCACUCAAGGACAAAUUCACUAUUGACAAGCCUAUCAACGACACCGAUGGUAUAGGUGGCGUUGCGGAAUCUAACCUCACCACGCCCGAAAAUGCCUACAGUCGUGCCAACUCGCUAGACGCGUAG